This is a messenger RNA of Strongylus vulgaris, 354 nucleotides long. NCBI's taxonomy places the organism in Eukaryota, Metazoa, Nematoda, Chromadorea, Rhabditida, Strongylidae. The record is from the annotation of a GenBank genome assembly.
AUGAACACGUGGAAAAUUCCUUCUCCAACAGUUUACCAUGAGAUUGUACCAAAAAUUGAUCGCGUGCAAUAUCGUCUCUUCUAUUCGCGCUGGAUGUACUAUGUCAUAUUACCACAGCAAUUCAAGUCCCUAAAACAGUAUGAGGCCGUUGAAAUAUUUGGCCAGAAAGGACUGCAAUUAUAUCUAAAGUUCGCUUUGAGUCAAGUGGAACGUGGCGAAUUUCAGUGUGGAAGUAAAUCGACUGCUUGCGAUUUGCUUCCCUUCGUGGCAUCUAUCUUGAGCUAUCUUGAGAAUCCAUCAAAAACCAUCGCGAAGUUUACAAUGCUUCCUAAUGGAGUAGAUCCACCGAAGUAA